Hemiscyllium ocellatum (epaulette shark) is the source of this 2303-nucleotide messenger RNA. RefSeq names its product G-protein coupled receptor 55-like. Gene Ontology annotation, biological process: positive regulation of Rho protein signal transduction; phospholipase C-activating G protein-coupled receptor signaling pathway. Lineage: Eukaryota; Metazoa; Chordata; Chondrichthyes; Orectolobiformes; Hemiscylliidae. Gene Ontology annotation, cellular component: membrane. The coding region runs from base 317 to 1276 and encodes 319 amino acids. Gene Ontology annotation, molecular function: G protein-coupled receptor activity. The transcript has 3 exons. The record is from RefSeq and is a predicted model, not a curated record.
UUUCCUUUCUCCCUCAUGACUCCUUUCUUUUUCAGCAAGUUCCUUCUGUUCCAAACUUGGUAGCUGCUUUCAACAGCACUGUUUCAACACAGCGUUUCGUGUUUUCUUUCAACUGAGAAAUCCAUGUUAAAUUUCAAAGAUGUGGAAAAGUUAGGAGCAGGGGUUGGGUAACCUCAGGAGGAAGAGAAAGUGGAAUGAGGUACUAAACAGCCUCCUUGACCUCCAGUGCAGCAGACAAGAAAGGCUAUCACCUAUACUGAUGUAGACAAUAAAAUGGGAGUCUAGGGCUCCUGUCUGAAACAGGAUUAACCAAGCCAUGGAUCUGGACCACCAGAGAAAGUUUAAUCUCUGUGAGAUUAACAUGAGUGAGCAGGAGAAUGUGAUGCAUUUGGUGAUCUAUAUCCCCACCUUCAUCCUGGGACUGCUUUUCAACCUUCUGGCACUCCUGAUAUUUUGCUGUAAGAUCAAGAGGUGGACUGAAACGACCAUUUACAUGAGUAACCUUGCCCUGGCUGACAUCCUGCUGCUGUUCUCUCUUCCUUUUAAGAUGCUUGACCGGGAUAAGGGCUGGCCUUUUGAUGUGUCCUUCUGCUCCUUUGUGGAGUCACUCUACUUUGUUAACAUGUACGCCAGCAUCUUCAUCAUCACCUCCAUUAGCAUCGAUCGCUACUUUGCCAUCAUCCACCCUUUGAAGGCGAGGGCUUUUCGGUGCCCGCGGAACACCGUGAUCAUUUGCCUUGUCAUUUGGGCCUUCGUGUGGUUGGGGAGCAUCCCUGUCUAUGGAUUCCACGACAGCCCAAACUCUGCUAACUCCACUAUCACCUGCUUCCAUAAAUUCUCCGAUAAAUCUUGGAACCCGGGUCUGAUCGCCUUUGUAGAGCUGCUGGGCUUUGUGACCCCGAUGGCUACCAUGGUGUUUUGUUCAGUUCGAAUCAUCAAGAAACUGCUAGAGAGGCAAAGCGAUGUUCCUGGAAACUGCCAGGCCUGCAUCACAAUUAUCAUUGCCAACCUGGCGGUCUUCAUUUGCUCAUUUGUGCCUGUCCACGUUGGCAUUUUUCUUCAGUUUUUAGUGCGGCAGGACAUCAUUGGCCGAGACUACUGUUCGACGCGAAGAAGUAUCAGUUUAUUUGUUCAAGGUGCCAUGUGUUUAGCCAAUGUCAACUGUUGCCUAGAUGCCAUUUGCUACUAUUUUGUAGCAAAGGAAUUUCGGGACCAAGGCUCACGCACCAAGAGAUCACUGGCUUCCCUUUUCUCGGUUAAUGAUGUGAGUGUUUAGCCAGAUUCAAGACUUCUCGUAUCAUGAGGUUUGUGCCAUAUUGUGUUCUUACACACUUUGCCCAUGGCAUUUUAUUGGACUACACUCUCCUCAGUUACAUAGUUUAUUCAUCCUACACCCCAAGCUAUCCUGCACUUUCUCUAAGGGAAGAAUGGACAUUUACGUAGCAUUUGUCACAAUCUUAGGGAGUCCCAAAGUGCUUUACAGCUAAUUAUGUCUUGAAAUGAAUUCAAGCGCUGUGAAAGCAGACAACCUGUUUGAGUGAUGGUGACUGAGGGAUAGUGUUGCCCAGGAGUCCGUUCCCUGAGAGAACUCCUCCUUGUAUUUGUGAUGGUGUCAUGGGUUAUUUUCAAUACUGAAAGUGCCGAUGGGACAUCUGUUCUGAAAGAUGAAACUUUCAGAAGUGAGCUCCAUUAGUACCAUGCAGGAGUGUCAGUCUGAAUUUAACGUUCCAGUCUCCAGACUGUUAUUUUCUUUUCGAUCUUUAGUGGGACAAGGCCACCAUUUAUUUCUGAUCACUUAUUGCCCUUGAGAGCAGUAAUUAUUCCCAACGGGCAAUCAUACUGUUGUGUGUCACAAUGUAGGCCAGUAGGUUUCCUCUCUGAAGGGAAUUAGUGAACAAAUUUGGGUAUUUAUUGAUUAAUUGAAUUUUAAUUCCACUCUCUGUCAUGGAGGGAUUGGGUACCCAUCUGAUCGGACCAUUGGUUUGGGCUUCUGGACAAACAAAUUCAGUGAAAUUCUCACUAUGCCACCAAUCUCAGAAUGUUCAAACACAGAAACAAGAGUACUACCUCUUAACCUCAGAAUGGCACUCCAAGCCCACAACCCCAGCUUGCAACCAUCUCGGUGGCUAACCCUCACAUCCUUAAUUGUUCCUUUGAGUGUUCAGCCUUUGUUCUGCUCAGUUCUUAGUUGCAGAUAAAGUGGGCAGUGAGGAGGCGGAGUAUGAAUUUUGUGAAAUGGUCAGUCUUCUAUGUGAUGAUAUCUCCCCUUGCCUUUAAUGCUGUGAAUGUCUGUUUGCAACAGA